Messenger RNA from Lichtheimia ornata, 573 nucleotides. RefSeq lists its product as uncharacterized. The record is from RefSeq and is a predicted model, not a curated record. Lineage: Eukaryota; Fungi; Mucoromycota; Mucoromycetes; Mucorales; Lichtheimiaceae. The coding region runs from base 1 to 573 and encodes 190 amino acids. The transcript has 3 exons.
AUGACGACACCCACUUCUAGCAACGACAACCUUUACAGCGUGGACGGUGUACAAGCCAAAGUCCGUGAAGGCCUUGCCAAACUCGACAGCGAACUUAGCCAGUACAAGUAUUGCAAUGAGCUCGAACGCAGAACCGGUGUCCCCAAGAGCUAUGUGGUUCUCGGUGGUGGUGCAGUCAUCUUUGUCAUGAUCUUCUUCAAUCUCGCUGGCAAGUUUUUGACGAGCCUCAUCUCUUGGGCGUAUCCAGCUUACGCGUCGUUCAAGGCCAUUGAAAGCUCCUCUUCUGCUGAUGAUAAGCAAUGGCUGGUUUAUUGGACGGUUAUUGGCUUUGUGCAGCUUGUUGAGUUCUUUGCUGGUAUCAUUUUAUACUAUUUCCCCAUGUUCUAUCUCAUCAAGACUCUUUUUGUUCUUUGGCUUGCGCUGCCUCAAUUCCGGGGCGCCGAAGUUUUAUAUGGACGUUUCUUACGCCCCUAUCUUUUGAAUGCACAAAGCGACAUUGACAAGCAUGCCGAACAACUACGUCAAAAGGUUGGCGAAGCCGUAUCCGAUAUCACAUCAACCAAGAAAGAUUAA